Messenger RNA from Melospiza melodia melodia, 1447 nucleotides. RefSeq names its product bombesin receptor subtype 3 (gene BRS3). Gene Ontology annotation, molecular function: neuropeptide receptor activity. The record is from RefSeq and is a predicted model, not a curated record. The transcript is spliced from 3 exons. Gene Ontology annotation, biological process: G protein-coupled receptor signaling pathway. Lineage: Eukaryota; Metazoa; Chordata; Aves; Passeriformes; Passerellidae. Gene Ontology annotation, cellular component: plasma membrane. The coding region runs from base 1 to 1176 and encodes 391 amino acids.
AUGUCUCAAUUAUACUUGCAAUCAGCUAAUCAGACUUUGUGUGCAUCUGUGGAAUCAAGCUCUGAAAAUGAAAGCAGGAAUGAAAAAUGGACCGAAGACUCCUUUCCAGGAUUAGAAAUAUUGUGCACAAUUUAUGUUACAUACGCUGUGAUCAUUUCAGUGGGUCUCCUUGGAAAUGCAAUACUCAUCAAAGUUUUUUUCAAGAUUAAAUCAAUGCAGACGGUUCCCAACAUCUUCAUCACCAGCCUGGCAUUCGGAGACCUGCUGCUUUUACUCACGUGUGUGCCUAUAGAUGCAACACGUUACAUUGCGGAUACCUGGCUCUUCGGAAGAAUUGGGUGCAAGCUGCUGUCUUUUAUCCAGUUAACAUCAGUUGGAGUAUCAGUGUUUACCCUGACUGUUCUCAGUGCUGACAGGUACAGAGCCAUUGUUAAACCCUUGGAACUGCAGACUUCAGAUGCGCUCCUGAAGACCUGCUGUAAAGCGGGCUGUGUUUGGAUUGUCUCCAUGAUAUUUGCUAUCCCAGAGGCUGUUUUUUCAGAUUUGUAUUCUUUCAGCAAUCCUGAGAAAAAUAUAACUUUUGAGGCGUGUGCCCCCUAUCCUGUAUCUGAGAAGAUCCUGCAGGAAGCUCACUCCCUGGUUUGCUUCUUAGUGUUCUAUAUUGUGCCCUUAGCUGUCAUUUCUGUCUACUACUUUCUUAUCGCCAGAACUUUAUAUAAAAGUACAUCCAACAUGCCAGCAGAAGAACACUCUCAUGCCCGUAAGCAGAUUGAAUCCCGCAAGAGAGUUGCAAAGACAGUGCUGGUGCUUGUGGCUCUGUUUGCCUUCUGCUGGUUGCCCAACCACAUCCUCUACCUGUACCGCUCUUUCACAUACCACACUUCUGUCAAUGCUUCCACCUUUCAUCUGAUAGCAACUAUUUUUUCCCGUGCCUUGGCCUUCAGCAAUUCCUGUGUCAACCCUUUUGCUCUUUAUUGGCUGAGCAAAAGUUUCCGGCAACAUUUUAAAAAGCAAGUCUCAUGCUGCAAGGCAGCAUUCUGUGCAAAGCCUCCCACUGCUCCCCAGAGCAGUUCUCCUACCAGAGCCCUGUCAGUCACAGGCAGCAUGCGUGGCUCAGAAAUCAGUGUUACACUGCUAACAGAUUAUAGCAUCACGAAAGAAGAGGAAAGUGUUUAGUCCAUGUGGGAAGAAGAAGGACAGAAACUGAGUCAUUGCUAUCAAGUCCCUGCUACUGGUAUCCUGGAAAGAGGUGCCAUGGCUUGCCCUGUCUGUGAAAGUGUGUUCAUCAGGAGUUCCUCAUCUUUCAAAAUAUAGAAUAAAGAAAUCAAAUUGUGUGGGGGAAGAAGCUGCAACAGCUGAGCUUUCCAGCAUAAGCUCAAAACUCAUGUUUCCAGGAAUGAACACAGAUUCCUAGCUGGAAUUCUUGUACUGGGCAGGAAGGGACUUA